AUUGAUAUUCAAAAUGGCGGAUGGAGCGUCCAAAGAUGAAAAGCCAGAAUCGAGAAUGAGCAAUCCGUCAGAGUCUAUCAAGCCUUCCCUGGAUGGCAAUGAAGGGAGCACAGGUGCCCAAACAAAUGGAUUGGAUUUCCAGCGGCAGCCCAUCCCAACAGGAGGCCCACUCACAACAGCACAGGCUCAGGCCUUACUGGGACAGCUGCACCAGGUACAACUUGCUGGAACAACUUUGCAGCCAACUGCUUCACAAACAUUAAAUUUACAGGUGAAAAGUGAAGAAUCAGGGGAUUCUUCAUCCCAGCAAACGACAACCCAGCCUUCGCUGCAACCAUCUUUACAGACCACCCUUCCACAGACACAGCUUAUGCUUGCUGGCGGGCAGAUCACUGGGCUUACAUUGACAACAGCACAGCAGCAGUUAUUGCUCCAGCAAGCACAGGCCCAGCUCUUGGCUGCUGCAGUUCAACACUCAGCAAAUCAGCAGCAUAAUACCACAGGAGCUGCCAUCUCUGCCACAGCAGCAACUCCUAUGGCACAAAUACCCAUCACUCAGCCAAUCCAAAUACAAGAUCUGCAACAGUUACAACAGUUACAGCAACAGAACUUAAAUCUGCAGCAGUUUGUUCUGGUGCAGCCAGGUCACCCUAUUACCACCAACUUGCAACCGACGCAGUUCAUCAUCUCGCAAACGCCACAGGGGCAACAAGGUCUCGUACAAGCCCAGAAUCUUCUACAACAACUACCUCAGCAAAGCCAAGCCAACCUCCUGCAGUCUCAGCCAAACAUCACCUUCACGCAGCCAGCAACACCGACACGCACAACGAUAGCAACAACUCCUAUCCAGUCGGUUCAGCAGAGCCAGUCGACACCAAAGCGCGUAGAUACUCCAAACAUAGAAGAGCCCAGUGAUCUAGAGGAACUUGAACAGUUUGCCAAGACGUUUAAACAGAGACGUAUCAAACUCGGGUUCACUCAGGGUGAUGUAGGACUUGCCAUGGGAAAACUCUAUGGAAAUGAUUUUAGCCAAACUACAAUCUCUCGUUUUGAAGCCUUGAACCUCAGCUUUAAGAACAUGUGCAAGCUCAAACCAUUGCUUGAAAAGUGGUUGAAUGAUGCAGAAAAUUUGUCAGUAGACUCUGCACUGUCAAAUCCCAGCUCCUUGGCUUCUCCAGGUCUGGGAAUCGAAGGGCUGAGCCGCAGGAGAAAGAAACGCACCAGCAUAGAGACCAAUGUUCGAGUGGCCUUAGAAAAGAGUUUCCUGGAGAACCAAAAGCCUACCUCGGAGGAGAUAAUGAUGAUUGCCGAUCAGCUGCAGAUGGAGAAGGAGGUGAUCCGAGUCUGGUUCUGUAACAGACGCCAGAAAGAGAAGCGGAUUAAUCCACCCAGCAGUAACAGCGGCACUACCACUUCUACCAAAACAAUUUUUCACAACCCCACCUCCAUGGUGGCCAGCACUAGUAACCUCGUGACGAGUAGUACACCGACUACUCUGGCUGUAAAUGCAAUGCAGAUGCCUGCAUCCAGUGCUGGUGUGACCAACUUCAGCAUUUCAGGUACAACUGCAUCAGGGACAGCUCCUACAAACGUGGCAUCUGUAAUCACCGGCUUAUCUUCUGCAGUUUCUACGUCAUCAGUCACUUCUCCAUCUCUAACCCCUUCACCGUCAGCGUCCAUUUCAGUGACUGAGUCAUCUAGCAGCAGUGAUGCAAAUACCACACAGUCAACCUCAACUGGCUUAGUAAACCCUCUGUGCACAAGCCAAAUCACAGUGUCAGCAUCUGGACUGCAGACAGGUGCCACUGCGCUGCAAGCAGCAGCUGCACAGGUAUCCACUGGUGCUGGUCUUGCCACCAAUCCAGGCCUAGCUGCCAUGGCUGCUGCUGCAGGACUAGCCAAUCCUAGCUUAAUGUCAGCCCCUCAAUUUGCAGCUGGAGGUGCCUUACUAAGUCUGAAUCCAGGGAGUCUUGGUGGUGCUCUUGGUCCAGCAUUAAUGAGUAAUAGCACACUGGCAACCAUUCAAGCGCUUGCAUCUAGUGGAACACUUCCUAUAACCUCCCUUGAUGCCAGUGGAAAUCUAUUGUUUGCCAAUGCAGCGAACCCAGGGGGCACUCCAAACAUCGUGACAGCCCCUCUCUUUUUGAACCCACAAAACCUCUCCUUACUCACCAGCAACCCAGCCGUAAGCCUGAUAUCUGCUGCCGGGACAACUGGACAUGCAGCGAGUCUCCAGAUGGCCUCUAUGUCAACUGAUUCCAGCCAGAACUCUUCAUUCACUGUGACCUCAGCAGGUGGGGCCACCAACACCACCAAGGCCCAAUGAGACGUACUCCCUAGAAUGGAUCAUUUAAUCCAGUAAUGGGAUGUGUAAUUGGCUGCUUCCAGCAAAAGCAAAACUGAUGUUUGCCUAAUUUUUUAACUUGCUUUUCAGGAUUGUGUCACAAAUGACAAAAAAAAGACUUCUACCAAAAAGGAAACACGUGAAUAUUUAUCGUUUCAGACGGUCGUAACAAUAUAGGAGUCAUUAACAAUGCAUAGGCAAGGGUUCUGUCUCCUUUAGUAUCUAUUUUAUUAGUUCUUUUUAAUUGUGUGUUUAUUUUAAUUAGGUCUGUUGUACAGGCCUUUUUGUUUCAUAAAGGUGUUUAUAUCAUGUAUAAAUAGCAUGGGUUUCUUUAACUGGUACAGUUUAGGCAGGCCUGUACUUGGGAUGCUUGUGCAUCUUUUUUUUUUCCCCUGUGUAUACCGUUAAGAAAAUUACAUUGGGUUUUUAUUUUUUUCUUCUUCU
This is a messenger RNA of Hemiscyllium ocellatum (epaulette shark), 2788 nucleotides long. Its product is annotated as POU domain, class 2, transcription factor 1-like. The record is from RefSeq and is a predicted model, not a curated record. Gene Ontology annotation, molecular function: RNA polymerase II cis-regulatory region sequence-specific DNA binding; DNA-binding transcription factor activity, RNA polymerase II-specific. Gene Ontology annotation, biological process: regulation of transcription by RNA polymerase II. The coding region runs from base 14 to 2326 and encodes 770 amino acids. The transcript is spliced from 16 exons. NCBI's taxonomy places the organism in Eukaryota, Metazoa, Chordata, Chondrichthyes, Orectolobiformes, Hemiscylliidae. Gene Ontology annotation, cellular component: nucleus.